Ipomoea triloba (trilobed morning glory) is the source of this 501-nucleotide messenger RNA. RefSeq lists its product as uncharacterized. The transcript has a single exon. The record is from RefSeq and is a predicted model, not a curated record. The coding region runs from base 1 to 501 and encodes 166 amino acids. NCBI's taxonomy places the organism in Eukaryota, Viridiplantae, Streptophyta, Magnoliopsida, Solanales, Convolvulaceae.
AUGGAAUUUAAGUCUGUGAUUCAGUCGGGAGCCCGCAGAAGUAUUGGUGAUGGUCAAAGCACAAAUAUUGGCUUCGAUCCGUGGCUAGCAAUUGCGGAUAGUCCUUAUGUAAGUACUGAGUUGCACGAAUCAAUUCGCAAUGCUCCUGUAUGUUCUCUAUUUGCUGAUGAUGGGUCAGGCUGGGAUGUUGAGUGUGUAAAAGACGUGUUUAAUGUGCAGGAUGCAAACGCUAUACUAAAUAUCCCUGUGUCUCUACAUAAACCACCUAAUGCUUGGGUCUGGACUGGUGAGUCCAAAGGGAACUAUUCAGUUAAAUCAUGCUACAGACUGUUAUGUGGUGAGAUCCAACAGCAUGAGCCGUGGAAUUUAAUCUGGAAACUGCAUGAUCCCCCUAAGGUAAAGUUGUUCUACUGGCAACUUGCCUCAUCUAUUCUCCCCAUGCUUGAUGCUUUGUUAACUAAGCAUAUUCCCUAUGAGUUAAUGUGUCACAUGUGUGGGUAG